Messenger RNA from Durio zibethinus, 3945 nucleotides. NCBI's taxonomy places the organism in Eukaryota, Viridiplantae, Streptophyta, Magnoliopsida, Malvales, Malvaceae. The record is from RefSeq and is a predicted model, not a curated record.
UUUCUUUUCACUUUUUUUUUUAAAAUUUAUUCUUACAAUCAUUUUUUUCUUUUUUCUUUGACAAUUCUUCCAAUAACAUCAAAUCUAUCUAGACAAUAAACUUCGUCACACCAUCUUUAAUCUUAGUUUGGGUAUAUGAAAAAAAGAAGUGGUGUUCAUUGGAUGCCUUAAGGAUUGGAAAGAUGUUUUAAAGUGGAGUUCUUCUAAUGACAGUGUUGACUAUUUGGAGAUUUUCCAGCUUUUUAUGGAGCUUCGGCUCAUGUGUAUCGUAUACCGGGAACAAUCCAAGUAGAAAGAGCCUUGAUUCAAUUUUGGGAGGUUGCAAUCUCUUCUUCCAUUUCCAAGGGCCUUAUUGCGAUGAGAGUGAUCUUCUAAAUGCAUCAGACAUGAAGUAAAAGCACAUUAAUACUAUAAGAUCGACUGUGCAAUGAAAGAGACUUGUACCAAAGAAAUUCAAGGCCAUUAAAAGGAGAUUUGUACUAGAUAAUAGACGUAGAACAAAAAACAAAAGACCAAGACUUCUAGUGGUGACAGACUUUGAAAUUAAGUAUGAACAAUCAAAUUAAUGUAUGCUGACACUUUCGUAGUUACUAAGAAUUUGAAGGUGAUGCAGUCCCUGAGCAUGGCAACCGUGGACUUUUUUGGUCUUUUUGGCUGUUGAACCACAUAGACUUGGCAAUAUGAUGUUUAUUGAUUAAAUUUUCAUGACUUGGUCAUGUUUGUACAACUGCAUUAAUUAUUGCAUUGAGAAAAUUCAAUAUCUAAGGUAACGUUUCAUAAGCCAGUAGAGGAAAUUGAAUUGAAAGCAACAGUUCUUAGUGUUUUGCUGGCUACAAUGGCUGAAAAUUUCUUGGUCAGCCCAAAACUAUAUUAUUCCUUAUAAUUCUACUUUAGAGCUAGUAUUUCUGCAUUUUGUUGCAAAUCAUACCUUCAAGCUUUUCUUAAACGAUGGAUGAUCUAUACUGCUUGAAGUGAAUGUAGGAAUCAAUGGUUGCAAUGGUUCUAGUGUACAUUUACUUACUCUGCCUGCUAACAGUUUCUAGUGCAAAAAGUACUAUUACACCAGGUCAGUUAAAAAAAGAUAGCAACACUGACAUUUUAAUAUCAACAGAUGGAAUCUUUCAACUUGGUUUCUUCAGUCCUGGUAAUUCCACAAGCCGAUACCUCGGAAUUUGGUACAAUACCAAAAAAGUAUCAAUCAGAACAGUAGUAUGGGUAGCCAACAGAAAAACUCCGAUCUUUGGUACAUCAGGAGUCUUAAGUAUGAGUAGCCAAGGAAUUCUUCUACUUAGUGACAACACAAACAGCAUAUUUUGGUCAUCCAAUACAUCAAGACCUCCACAGAAUCCAGUUGCACAGCUCUUGGACUCAGGAAACCUUGUGGUCAGAGAUGGGGAUGAGAACAUUUUAUGGCAAAGUUUUGAUUAUCCAUCAGAUACCUUACUUCCAGGAAUGAAGCUUGGAAAGGAUUUCAUCACAGGUAAAGAAACGUUUUUAUCAUCCUGGAAGAGUGCAGAUGAUCCAGCUCAAGGUGAGUUUUCACUUCGGAUAGAUUCUCGUGGAUUUCCACAACUAGUUAUAAUGAAAGGAACUAACUUUCAGUUUCGUUGUGGUCCAUGGAAUGGACUCAGGUUUACUGGAACUCCUGAGCUGAAGAAAAACAAUAUAUACAGCUUUGAAUUCAUAUUCAAUGAGAAAGAAGUAUACUACUCAUAUAAACUAUAUAAAAGUUCGGUUGUCUCAAGGCUAAUUGUGAACCAAUCAGGUCCUUUGCAACGUUUCGUCUGGAUUGAUCGAACACAAACUUGGCUCCUUUUCUUAUCCAUGAUGAUGGAUAACUGUGAUAACUAUGCUUUAUGCGGUGCAUAUGGUCGAUGCAACAUCCAAGGUUCUCCUGUAUGUGAAUGCUUAAAAGGAUUUGUACCCAAAUUUCCAAGAGAUUGGAGCUUAUUAGAUUGGACUGAUGGCUGUGUUCGAAGGACUCCACUAAAUUGUGGAAGUCGAGAUGGUUUUUUAAAGCAUAGCGGAGUAAAAUUACCUGAUACUUCAUUCUCUUGGUUUAAUGGAACCAUAAGCCUUGAUAUGUGCAGGGAAAUGUGUUUGAAAAACUGUUCUUGCACUGCCUAUACAAAUUCCGAUAUCAGGGGAGAAGGAAGUGGCUGCUUGCUUUGGUUCAAAGAUUUAAUGGAUGUAAGGGAAUUCAAUGAAGGUGGACAGGAACUGUACGUACGGAUGGCUGCUUCAGAAUUAGAUCAUAUUGAGAAGCAAAGGCAUAAAAAUGAGAAGAGAUUGAGGUUCAUAAAAAUUCUGUUAAUAUUCAUCAUCGGAUGUCUGAUAAUAGGAUUACUAUUGUUUAUCUGGAAGAGGAAGCAUCAAAUCCUAGUGUCAACAAAAAGAGAAGACAGGAUGGAUGAAGAUGCAAAUGAUGACAUGGAAUUGCCAAGAUAUGACUUCAAUACUAUAGCAAUAGCUACUGACAACUUUUCAAGUAAUAACAAGCUUGGUGAAGGUGGUUUUGGACCUGCUUACAAGGGUACUUUGAGAGAUGGACAAGAUAUAGCGGUGAAAAGACUUUCAGGAAACUCUGGCCAAGGACGGAAAGAGUUCAAGAAUGAAGUUAUCUUGAUUGCAAGACUUCAGCACAGAAAUCUUGUGAAGCUUCUUGGUUGCUGUAUUCAUGGAGAUGAGAGGAUGCUGAUCUAUGAGUACAUGCCCAACCGAAGUUUGGACUAUUUUAUAUUUGACAGAAAAAGAAUCAAAAUACUAGAUUGGCAUUUGCGCUUUCAUAUCAUUUGUGGGAUUGCACGGGGGCUUCUUUACCUUCAUCAAGACUCAAGACUGAAAAUUAUCCAUAGAGAUCUGAAAGCCAGCAAUGUGUUGCUAGACAAUGAAAUGAAUCCAAAAAUUUCAGAUUUUGGUAUGGCUAAAACAUUUGGAAGAGAUCAAAGUGUGGCAAAUACAAAAAGAGUUGUUGGAACAUAUGGAUAUAUGCCACCUGAAUAUGCCAUUGAUGGACUCUUUUCAGUGAAAUCAGACAUCUUUAGCUUUGGUGUUUUAUUGCUAGAAAUAUUGAGUGAGAAGAGAAACAGAGGAUUUCAUCACUCAGAUCACCAUCUUAACCUGCUUGGACAUGCAUGGAGAUUGUGGAUGGAUGAGAAGCCCCUGGACCUAGUCGAUAAAUUUUUGCUAAACUAUUGUGUAGUAUCAAAAGUGUUAAGAUGCAUCCAUGUAGGACUGCUGUGUGUUCAACAACUACCAGAAGACAGGCCAAACAUGGCUUCAGUGGUUCUAAUGUUGGGAAGUGAUGGUUCAUUGCCCCAGCCAAAGCAACCUGGUUUCUACACAGAAAGGAAUCCUCUUGGGAUAGAAUCUUCAUCAUAUUCAGUAAAUGAAAUUACUUCUACGUUCUUAGAGGCACGAUAGAUAUAAGCAGUCUGAGAGUUUUUGGAUUACUGGUGAGCAUAUGUUUAGCCUGUUCAACUGCACUAACAGGCACAUGUUUAACCUGGUGGAGUGAGGCAUAGAUGCAUUCUGUAGUUGUCAAGAUAUUUGAGUUUUGAGGGUAUUUCAAUGUAUAUGGAAUUGAAUUUCAAAUUAGUCAAAGCCCCAAAACAUUCUAAGAUAAAAAGAAAAUGGUAGAGCCAUAUCUUAAGAAAAUAAAAAUCUUAUGCAAAAUUGUCAGAGUGCUGCUCAUCUUUAGGCUGUAGCUUAUAAACUGCUGCUUGGAGCCAUAUACCAGUUAAGUUACCCUCUCUUGUGAGUAACAACAGAUCCAUUUACUUUUAUGCUUUUUAAUUUGGAGACAGGUUUCAGAUUAUACCAAUUACCAACUGCAUUGUUCCAGACAUUUAAUAUCAUGCUUUGGGCAAAAGCUUAGAGGAUUAAUGCUAUAUAAUGGUUUUAGGCUUCAAAAAUGAACCUUAUGGCCCCUGAUCCCUGCAGUGA